AAGCCUGACAAAUAGGAAAAUACUACAAAGUGAAGAGAAAAUUCACUUCACGAGAACUGAGCGCUGCUUUCAUUGGCUUUUAAAUUUUAUUUGUAUUAAUAACUGAUUAGUGUCAAAUCACGUCUGUGGUGAAUUACUAGGUUAAAGCUGGAAAAAAUGAAACAAUUAAAAAGAAAAAGAAAAAGCAAUUUUAGCGUUCAGGAAACUCAAACUCUCCUUAAGGAAAUCAGAAAAAGGAGAGAAGUACUCUUCUCAAAGCAACUAAAUACAACAAUUAAUGAGAUGAAACGGAAAGCUUGGGAGGAAAUAGCAGAGUGUGUAAAUGCUGUAGGUGAAGGAGAGCAAAGAACAGGGACAGAAGUGAAAAGGCGAUACCUUGACUGGAGAGCACUCAUGAAGAGAAAACGUCUGAAUGCAAACAUCAAAGUAGUAGGUGCUGGGUUUCACCUUCCUUCGUCCAAUUUAGAUGACUCUCUCAAUGAAGACAUGGAUGAGAAAAUGGGAUUUGCAAUUGAAUCUAGUUUUGAAUGGCAAAAUAUCACUGACUUCAGAGAAGCCGGUGGAUCUUUAACAGAAAUCAAAGUAGAAGAGGAAGAGGAGGAUCCGCAGAAUUUUGAAUUUCCUAUUGAGGAAGAAGAAGAAAUUUUGUCAUCAGUUUUGCCGGAUUCAAAAAAGGAAAAUGACCUACCAGACUUUCCCCACAUUGAAGAGUUUGGAAAUCUAAGCUCUGCUCAAGCUAGGCUAGCCUAUGAAGAUUCUCACUUGCUUAUAAACCUGGAGAAGCAGAAGGUGGAGCUGGAGAAGCAGCGACUAGACAUUGAAGCCGAAAGGUUGCAAGUGGAGAAGGAGCGCCUGCAAAUUGAAAAAGAACGGUUGCGGCAUGUUGACUUGGAGCGUGAGAGACUUCAGAUUGAGAAGGAGCGACUUCAGAUUGAAUGGGAGAAACUCAGGCUAGAGACUCUGCAUGCUGAAAAACCUGCCCUGGAAAAUGACCUCAACCAAACAGAAAAACCCGUCAUGCAGCCCCUGGAUCUAGAAACUGAAAAGUUAAAACUUGAAAAAGAACGUUUGCAGUUGGAAAAAGAGAGGCUGCAGUUCCUAAAGUUUGAGUCGGAGAAGCUGCAGAUUGAGAAGGAACGCUUGCAAGUGGAGAAGGAACGCCUUCGAAUUCAGAGAGAGGGUCACUUGCAGUGAACUUCUCGACUGAAGUGUCAGCAUUUGUGUUUUGAUGUUUGUAAAGUAGAGGUAGUUCUUUUCUUAAUACUGAAACUGUCCUAGAGACUUAACAUUCUUCUGUUCAGAGUUGAAUGUUGAUGUUAAACUGAAAAAGAAAAAAAAAAUGGUGCUCAAUAUGUCAGUGUGCCUACAUAAAUGAGCUUAUGUGUGAAAUUGCUUUUCAGUGUAUCAGAACUAAGUGUUAUGUUCUCUUGUCUUCAGUAUUGUGUUGUAUUAGUUUGGUGUCCUCCUCUCAUAGACACGCUGAGAAGAAUCAAGGCUGAACCUUGUACUUUUUUCACUGUACUAACAGUAGGGAAGGA
This is a messenger RNA of Phaethon lepturus (White-tailed tropicbird), 1538 nucleotides long. RefSeq names its product Myb/SANT-like DNA-binding domain containing 4 with coiled-coils (gene MSANTD4). Bases 157 to 1194 code for a protein of 345 amino acids. The transcript is spliced from 2 exons. NCBI's taxonomy places the organism in Eukaryota, Metazoa, Chordata, Aves, Phaethontiformes, Phaethontidae. The record is from RefSeq and is a predicted model, not a curated record.